Molecule: messenger RNA, 471 nt
Organism: Caenorhabditis bovis
Lineage: Eukaryota; Metazoa; Nematoda; Chromadorea; Rhabditida; Rhabditidae
Source: the annotation of a GenBank genome assembly
AUGCGGUCAACGAUUCUUCUUCUUUUGUUUUUCAUUGGUUAUGCAAUCGCACAGUUUGGCGGUGGCCCAGGCUGGGGUGGCGGUGGACCAGGAUUCGGGCAUGGCGGCCCAGGAUGGGGCGGUGGUGGUCCCGGCGGCUGGGGUGGAGGACCAGGUGGCCAUGGAGGCUGGGGUGGAGGCCCUGGUGGCCAUGGAGGCUGGGGUGGAGGCCCUGGUGGCCAUGGAGGCUGGGGUGGAAGCCCUGGGGGUCAUGGCGGCUGGGGUGGAGGCCCUGGUGGACGUGGCGGCUGGGAUGGACGAGGAGGAGGAUCCGGAUGGAAUGGAGGCGGCGAUCGCGGCGGAGGCGGCUGGAAUCAAGGAAGCCGCGGUGGAGGUGACCGAGGUGGAUUCGGCGGACGCGGUGGCGGUGGUGGACGAGACAACGCAGGAGCUCGAAUCGCUGAAAAUGUUCUCGCUACUCUUCUUGGUUAA